Molecule: messenger RNA, 1608 nt
Organism: Stylophora pistillata
Lineage: Eukaryota; Metazoa; Cnidaria; Anthozoa; Scleractinia; Pocilloporidae
Source: RefSeq, a predicted model, not a curated record
UGGAGCAUUUGUGCCAGAUUACAUGAGGGGAAAAUCAAAGUUUAACUUCUGGCAGAUUGCCGGCAAAUCAGCAGAAUUUAUCCUACAAUUGUUUUCAGAAAUAGCGAAAAAAACCAAGAAAGCCCAUGUGAUUCCAAGUGAUUGUUACAGUAAUAGUAAAGCUAAAAGUUGGCCAAAGUUCAAUUUUCCAUCAUAUGGUAUCAAAGCUGAAACCAAGUGUUUUCCGCUGUCUUACAACCUAAGUAAAACCCUGGGAAAAGAGCCAAAUCCACAAGUUUGCUGUGACUUACCUGACUCCAACAACGAUCAUUAUGGUGGUAACUUUGUUCGCCUUGCCUGUUACCACACAUUCCAUGUGUCCUGUUUAUCAAGUGAUGGCUGCUGCAGUAUAUGCAAAGAACCUUUGGAACAAUUGAUAAAGAAUAAAGUCUCUCAGUGUAAUGAAGGACUGUUGAAAAAUGGAGGUACAGAAUCAGAUGGUGAAUCAAGUGACCCCGAAACUGAAGAUGACACAGCAACUGUGGUGAACGGUGAAACAGGAAAUGCAAAUGCAGAGCAGUACUACACCUCUGGACUCUGGGAACAGAAAGUCAAUAGCAGCCUCUCAGCCAUUGGAGAGAUUGAUCAACCACAACACCCUAAUGCUCAAGCCUCAUAUGCACACACCCAGUCUCAGUCCUCAGUGAUCCAAACUAGCUCCAUUGUCCAGCAACUAUCUAUAAAUCCUACCAAGUCCAACAGAAUUACAAGCUGGCAUUUCCCACCUGAAUAUUCACAAUCAACUUUAAUUGGCCGACUAGGCAGUAAUGCAUGCACAUUUAUUGCCCUCACAUACAGUAAAUUAUACUUUAGCUCGCCCGAACCUCUGGACAGCAGCAGGCCCCUAAGCAACACCUGGAUUUACAGAGUUCUUGCAGCUAUCAUGCUUGGCAACCAAUUUUAUGACAAGGCUGCUGGAAACAGUGGUGGGCAGCUGUAUGGUGUACGGGAAGCAGCAACUAAAAUGGAGCAGACAAAAGCUCUUGAAAGCAUUGAAGUCUCUACAGAGUUGCCAGCCAGUAUCAUCAGAGAGCAGACUCCAGCAGCAAGCCUGCCGUACUACUUAAACCAAGCCCAGCUGAACAAUUCCAAAACGGCAUGUAUCUUUAUUAUCAAUGGCAAAACAGUGGCAUUCAUCCGAACACAGAAUGGAAUAACAGUGUUUGACAGCCAUUACCAUGAGACAAGUGGAGCAUUUGUGGCAAUGGCCCCAAGCGAUGCAGCGUUUGAAUUGCUUUUAAUUGUUUAAGACAAUUAACAACAUACCUCAUAAUUUAGGAGCAGUGACAUGUGUCUCAUUCAAAUAAUGGAAUUUAUCGAUCGAGUAAGAUAAACAAACUUAGUAAAAAACAAGUACUGUACAGGGGUAUAGGUACACGUAGCCAACAAUACGUUCCUUGAGAAAGCAAUUUUUUUUAGCUUUAAGUUUUACGAGUGAGCUUACGAGUGCAUGCAGGUGCUGGGCAUUCAUGUUUCACGACAACACAGAGCGUUUGUAUUCACAUAAAUAUUAACUUACGACAAGCGCAAGAAAGGUGCCGUUUUGAUUACAAAACAAACUAAGAUCGU